This is a messenger RNA of Chroicocephalus ridibundus (black-headed gull), 1120 nucleotides long. It is a transcript of the gene FAM89A, whose product is annotated as family with sequence similarity 89 member A. The record is from RefSeq and is a predicted model, not a curated record. The transcript has 2 exons. Lineage: Eukaryota; Metazoa; Chordata; Aves; Charadriiformes; Laridae. The coding region runs from base 74 to 484 and encodes 136 amino acids.
GCGGGCUCCGGGCGGCGCCUCCCGCAGCGGGGCCGAGGCGGCUCUUUCCGUCGGUCGCCGCCGUCGCCGCAGCAUGAGCGGGCCGGGGCUGCUGGGGCCCGGUGGCGGCGCGGGGCUGCCGCCGCUGCCCAAGAGCCUGAGCGGGCUGCUGAACUCCUCCUCCUCCGGCGGCGGCGGCCAGGGCGGGCGCUGGCGGGACCUGGAGCGGCUCUACGCCCAGAAGUCCCGCAUCCAGGACGAGCUGAGCGGCGGCGGCCGGGGCUCGCCGCGGCCGCCCAAGCCUCCCAACCUGGACGCGGCGUUGGCCCUGCUCCGCAAGGAGAUGGUCGGCCUUCGGCAGCUAGACAUGUCAUUACUGUGUCAGCUGUACUCCCUGUAUGAAUCGAUUCAAGAAUAUAAAGGUGCCUGCCAAGCUGACUCUAACGCAGACUGCACAUACGCUCUGGAAAAUGGUUUUUUUGACGAAGAGGAGGAAUACUUCUAGAAGCAGGAAGAUUCACCUCCAGGCUGACCGAGGUUCUUUUGUCCUCCUCUCCCUGUAACACACCUCGGCAAGAACGACUGGAAUCUGUAUGAAUCCCUUUUCCUGAGAAGGAACACCCAGCUACCCCGAGUUGUGUUAAAUUCACUUAUUUUAACAGGCUGUCAGUACAAGUUACUCAUGCAAAUACCACUUGAGGAAAGUGCUGUACUCUAACUUUUUGAAGAGUCCUCAGACAUGCUUGACAAGAGUUUUCAGUUUAAUUUGCAAGGUGGGUGUUUUCAACUUACAAAGGUUGGUAGCUUAUAACUGGAAUUUUAAUCGUAGAAGACAGCAGCGACUUCCUGACUUGUAAUAACUUUGUAAGGGGGGAGGGAAGCCUCCGCUGUGGUGUAAAUAGCUGUAAGUGAUUUUUUUUUUUUUUUUUUGGUCAACGGUAUUGAUAAAUGCAUUUUGAACAGGCAUCUGGAUGCACGCACAUCCUCAGCUCUACUAAGCUAGUUCUGCUCUUAUCAGCUGCAUCCAGUUUUGUACUGGGUGGAUUGUUUACACAGUUUACUUUUUUUUUUUUUCCUCCUUAAGCUAAUUUUGACUUUUCCUUAUUCCUAGCUUACAAGCUGUACAUGCGAUAGUGAAUGU